Molecule: messenger RNA, 1536 nt
Organism: Lutra lutra (Eurasian river otter)
Lineage: Eukaryota; Metazoa; Chordata; Mammalia; Carnivora; Mustelidae
Exons: 6
Coding region: 1-1452 (483 amino acids)
Source: RefSeq, a predicted model, not a curated record
AUGGUUAUGGAGGCUGAGCAUUUCCAGAUCUGCAGUCCACAAGCUGGAGAGCCAGGAAAGCCAAGAGCAUUCCAGUGCAAGUUAGGGUCUGAAGGUGGCAGAAAACCAAUGUCCCAGCUUGAAGACGCAGAGAAAGCAAAUUCUCCCUUACUCAGCCUUUUGUUCUAUUCAGACCUUCAAAAGUUUUCUGGAUGCGACUGUUGUCCGGUUUGUGAAGGCGCGGCCAGGAGCCUUCUCCAAGGAGGGGUAACGGGGACCCCAGACGGUCCUCUGGGUGCCUGUCCCGAAGGCGCUAGUCUCAUUUUGGCGGCGGCGGCGGUGGCGACGGAGUCCUGCAGCCCCAUGAGGCCCAGGCUUGGCAGACUCUGGGGAGCUGCCACCGCCACGGUCCCCUCCGGGGAUCCGACUAGCAGCCCAGAAGUCAGUGAGGCGGUGGCCAGGGCGGGGCGGCCGCGUGGGAAGGCGGGGCCCGGGCAAGGGCUGGGGCGGGCGCGGGGCGCGGGGUCCCCGGCGUCCGGGCAGCAGGCCUGGGAAUGCAGGCGGGUGGGGCCGGGGCUGCGGGCCGGGCGCCCUGGCUGCUCUGGUUCGCCUCCUCCCCGGCGGCAACAGCAGCAGCAUUCUCCGCCUCCUUGCUCCCUUUUCUUCUUUUCCGCUUCUUCUCUUCUCCUUCUCUCCCUCUCCGAGCUUCCUCCCCGGUGUCCCUUUUUCUCCCCCUUUCCCUUAGAGCCUCGGUUCUCCAGGUCCAGCAGAAGUCUCCGCGAGCACCACGGAAACUUCCGGCGCGGUCUAGCGCGCGCCGCAAGCCCCCUGGGCCGGUCCCACGCGCGGACCGAGCCUCCGCGGGCCGCGGGAGGCAGGAGGGACUCGGGCCGCGGCUGCUCGCCGAGGUGGAGUGAGCUGCCCGGAAGCGUCAGGCCGGCCUCUCCGCGUGUCCUUACGGAGCCGGGAGCUGGUGCUGGGCUCCCCGACGAGAGCGUGCAAUUUGGCUGCUACCUCGACGGGCCAGGGUUAAUGCUACCUGAGGUUGGAAUGUGCGACUCCGCCAAGGUAAGGGGAGUGGGCGAUGGAGAUGGAGCAAACUGCGGCAGGAACUCUUGGUCACUUUCAAAUAAUUUCCCCUGUAAGUGGUCCAGAAACAAUUUGAAAGAUGAGACAAAUAUUCAGAUUUUUGAAAUAACAAGAAGAAUCAAGGUUGAUGGAAGGUUGUUUCAGCGCUGCUUUGCUGGCUGUCUUUUUUCUCCUUGGCUUUUAUUUGGAGAUAGAAAUUUCAAGAGUGUGCUGGAAAGAGGACAGGAGUGUGGAGGAUCCAAAACCAACAAUGGAGGAAGGGGACAUCUUCCUCUUGUUGAAAUGAAGCAUGUUAGCUCAAUGCCACUAAAGCCUCAGACUCAGACUCACACUGUUCGACAAAUAACAAAGUUCUGGGGGUGCUUGGGUGGCUCAGUCAGUUAACCAUUUGCUUUCAUCAUGUCAUGGUCUCAAGGUCCUGGGAUUCAACCCAGCUUCUCCCUCCCCCCCCCCCCUGCUCCUCCCACC